Macrosteles quadrilineatus (aster leafhopper) is the source of this 817-nucleotide messenger RNA. RefSeq names its product COMM domain-containing protein 3-like. The transcript is spliced from 3 exons. Bases 60 to 665 code for a protein of 201 amino acids. Lineage: Eukaryota; Metazoa; Arthropoda; Insecta; Hemiptera; Cicadellidae. The record is from RefSeq and is a predicted model, not a curated record. Gene Ontology annotation, biological process: sodium ion transport.
UCACUUCCACUACUUAUGUCAUCCAACUAACCUAUAAUUUAAAAACAUUACCAAUCAGUAUGAAAUUAUCACAACAAACUCUUAUAGGUUUAAAAAGACUUGGAAAUCAAACCUUAAUAUCAGACGAGUGUUUUAAAUCGUUGUUGAAGGCUGCUGCUUUAGUGCUAUGUGAAAAGUCAAAGUCGUACCCAAGAAUGAACGAGCUUUCCUCCUCCAAACCUGAUAUUGUUAAAGAGAGUUUUGCUUCCCUCUUGAUUCUGAUGGUUGAAUCGGCUAGGCACAAUUUAGACGUAAAUGGCCUAACCACAACACUAGAAAAUUACAACUUAAAUUUGUCUCGCUUGCAAAGAAUUCUGGAUUUGUAUCAAGCAUAUGGGAGCAAACUUCAGUUGUCGUUGAGAAAUGUGGGAACCUCUCUCCCUCGCAUUUUAGACAUCAAAUGGAGAUUAGAUUUGUGCAUUAAGUCAAGUGCAUUGGAACAUGAAUCUCGACUGGUGUAUUUCAUAACAAUUGUAACAGAAAGAACUGAGAGAAAAACUGUUUCUGAAGAAGUAACAGUGACAAAAAAACACACCUUCACAUGCUCUCUUCAGCAGCUACAAGAACUUGUCAUGAAGUUGAGGGAUGCGACAAGACUGAUGCAAUCAAUAGCCAAUUACAAAUAAGAAAAAAAAAAUAGGCCUAUAUUCACUGGCCAUUAGCUAAUUUCUUUAAAGGAAAGUAGUUGUUUAUAUACAAUACUUGUAAAUAAUACCUUUGUAAAUAUAUUGAUAUUUGUAUUUGUAUUGUACCCUAUUUACAUUAAGUUAAAAGAAUA